Molecule: messenger RNA, 1059 nt
Organism: Eruca vesicaria subsp. sativa (arugula)
Lineage: Eukaryota; Viridiplantae; Streptophyta; Magnoliopsida; Brassicales; Brassicaceae
Source: the annotation of a GenBank genome assembly
AUGGCUUAUACUUUUUCUCCUUCGAUCUCAUGCCCUUCUCCAUAUGAAGUGGAGGUAACUCGAGAAGAGUUCCAUUCUUUCCACAAAAUCGACAGAGACUUCUUCACUCGUCUCGUCGUGGAUCUAAAACAAGACAUGAAUAAAUCCUCCCAAGUGAUUGCGUUUCUCCUCUUGGUCGAGCAACUCGGCUUCGCACGCAACCUGAUCGCGUGUCUUGUCCCAUUAGAUGACAGGUCCAUAAACGCGGUGGUCAACGAAGUUGUUGAGUGUCUAAGUAUCUUAUGCAACCAAGACUACUACACAAGGCACGUUCGCCAUAACCACAACAACAAUGAUGAGGUGGUUAUACCUUUGCUCAAAAAAAUAACUGACAGCUAUCUAACCCUCAGAUACAUCAACGAAAACCGCGAAACUCUUCUUGCUGGAGUGACCAAGAAUCUGAGCGAUGUCUGCAUUCGAGCUUUCGAUGAUAUAAACGAGAAGCAACAGUUGGAGUUAGAGAGGGAGAAUUUCAUCGAGGAGAUGAAGAGGUUAAGGUUGGGUUCUCCACAACAAACCCGUACUAGGUUUAGUGUUCAACACCAAACCCCUAUAUGGUGGAAUGCUCAACAACAAAUCCCUAUUAGGCCAAGUCUUCAACAAGGAACCCUUAUUAGGUCGAGUGUUCGACAGGGAACCCCUGUAAGGGUGAGUGCUCCAAAAGUAAGGGCGCCUGCUCCAGCUCUUAAAAAAGAAGCAAAGGCCGCCGGGAUGGAGACGGAGAGGGCGGAGGCCGAAGAAGAGGUGACACCAGCUGAUGAUAGGACAGUGUUUCUGACGUUUUCCAAAGGAUAUCCGAUUUCUGAAUCGGAGGUUAGGGUUUACUUCACUAGGAAGUUUGGGGAAGUAAUAGAAACCAUAGUGAUGGACGAAGGGAAAGAGAAUAAGCAGCCCUUGUUUGCGAGGAUGGUGUUGAAGAUGCAGUAUGCGUCAAAGAUUAAAGAGAUCGUGACUCCAAUAAACAAAAAAAAGUUCACUAUUGAUGGAAAACAUGUUUGGGCUCGCAAGUACGUUCGCUAG